CAGUAACACUAUCCUCUUUAUGACUUGCAGCAAACCAGAGAAUGCAUUCAAUCAAAUGAACCGAUCUUGUAGAAACACUGGAAUCAUUUAUGCAUUGCAGUUUCUCUUUCUUGUUUUCGCUCCUUCUUCCCUGGGAUAUUUCGAGUGGAUUGUGGCUAUUAAUCAAGGUCUCCUGCUAUUCGUGAUUUGCUUGUCAUCUUCGCUCAGGAUUAGCAUCAUUCAAGGCACACGCAAAGCUGCCUUUUUUCCCUCACUCUUUUUUGAAAAAUCAUUUUUUGGGGGCUGCCGAAGAGAGCUAGGACCCAGGAGACACCUUCCCAAACAGCAGGGGUUGUGUGCUUUCACAUAGCAGUACUGUACAAGGAAAACCCCGUCGGAUCUGUUAUUGCGGGAUACUUGUGAAAUAUACAUAGGAUUCUUUCUUAUGGCUGCAUCCCGCAUCUGGAAAUUUUACUUCGGGACCAAGAAGAUCUGAAAGGCUACACGUAUAAAGAAGAUUGCAAGGAAGACUCAGAAUCUUGUCAUAGAGCUAACAGACUUCCUCACUUAUCGGCCUUUUUCCUUCCUUCUUUUUAUUAAAUUUUUUUCUUCCCUCCUUUUUUUGCUCUCUCCUCUCUCAGGCUCUCUUUUUCGAUUUGCCUCUUCUUCUUUUUUCCCCCCUAGUCUUCUUCUUUAUUUCUCCCCUGCUCUGCACCUGGAUUGUAUCUUCACCAAACAAUCGGGCACUUUGAGAACUAACUGGAGGCAGUCUUGUAGGGGAGAGCUGUAUGGAAUUAUCUGCUUUUAUGGUGAACUUGGCAUUUGUGAAUGGGUAUCUUGUUCAUGAUACUAAUUGCUAGCAAAACCAAGAAAAAGAACAUAGGAGUAAAACGUGGAUUUUUCUGAAUACGCAUUGUGAUGACCAGCAAUUACCUUACCGAGUGAUAUCCAGAGAAGAAAAAUUUGGAAGACUGUUGUGGAAACACCACCUGGACCUCAAAUGCACUGCUGCCAAGAAGCCCUUUAACGAUAGCACGGAUGGCAAGGAGAGCCUUUAAAUUGGCCAAAGAGCUUCCUCUGCAGUCAUCCUAUUCAACGUGUGGGACCAGCCUUUAAGAACUAGAAGAUGAAAGCUCCGAUUCCACACUUGAUUCUCUUAUAUGCUACUUUCACUCAGAGUUUGAAGGUCGUGACCAAAAGAGGCUCUGCUGAUGGAUGCACCGAUUGGUCUGUUGAUAUCAAGAAAUAUCAAGUUUUGGUGGGAGAGCCUGUUCGAAUCAAAUGUGCACUCUUUUAUGGUUAUAUUAGAGCGAAUUACUCCCUUGCUCAGAGUGCUGGACUCAGUUUGAUGUGGUACAAAAGCUCAAGUCCUGGAGACUUUGAAGAGCCAAUCGCUUUUGAUGGAAGUAGAAUGAGCAAAGAGGAGGAUUCCAUUUGGUUCCGGCCAACAUUACUUCAGGACAGUGGUCUUUAUGCCUGCGUUAUCAGAAACUCCACAUACUGUAUGAAAGUAUCCAUCUCACUGACAGUCGGUGAAAAUGACACUGGACUCUGCUACAAUUCCAAGAUGAAGUACUUUGAUAAAGCUGAACUUAGCAAAAGCAAGGAAAUUUCAUGCCGUGACAUAGAAGAUUUUUUACUACCAAGCAGAGAACCUGAAAUCCUUUGGUAUAAGGAAUGUAGAACAAAAACAUGGCGGCCAAGUAUCGUAUUCAAAAGAGAUACCCUGCUUAUAAAGGAAGUCAGAGAAGAUGACAUUGGCAAUUAUACCUGUGAGCUAAAAUAUGGAGGCUUUGUUGUGAGAAGAACUACUGAAUUAACUGUCACUGCCCCUCUGACUGAUAAGCCACCCAAGCUGUUGUAUCCCAUGGAAAGUAAAAUGACAAUUCAGGAGACUCAGUUGGGCGACUCAGCUAAUCUAACCUGCAGAGCAUUCUUUGGGUACAGUGGAGAUGUCAGCCCUUUAAUCUACUGGAUGAAAGGAGAAAAGUUUAUCGAAGAUCUGGAUGAAACUCGAGUUUGGGAAAGUGACAUUAGGAUUCUUAAGGAUCAUCUUGGGGAACAGGAAGUUUCCAUCUCAUUAAUUGUAGACUCUGUAGAAGAAGGCGACUUGGGAAAUUACUCCUGUUAUGUUGAAAAUGGAAAUGGACGUCGACAUGCCAGUGUUCUCCUUCACAAACGGGAGCUGAUGUACACAGUUGAACUUGCUGGAGGGCUUGGUGCUAUCCUUUUGCUGCUCAUCUGUCUGGUGACCAUCUACAAAUGUUAUAAGAUAGAAAUCAUGCUCUUCUAUAGGAAUCAUUUUGGGGCCGAGGAGUUGGAUGGAGACAAUAAAGAUUAUGAUGCAUAUUUAUCGUACACUAAAGUGGAUCCUGACCAGUGGAACCAAGAGACUGGGGAGGAAGAACGGUUUGCUCUUGAAAUCCUACCUGAUAUGCUAGAAAAGCAUUACGGAUAUAAGUUGUUCAUACCAGACAGAGAUUUAAUUCCAACUGGAACAUAUAUCGAAGAUGUGGCGAGGUGUGUAGAUCAAAGCAAGCGGCUAAUUAUUGUCAUGACCCCAAAUUACGUAGUCAGAAGGGGCUGGAGCAUCUUUGAGCUGGAGACCAGACUUCGAAACAUGCUUGUGACUGGAGAAAUCAAAGUGAUACUAAUCGAAUGCAGCGAACUCCGAGGAAUUAUGAACUACCAGGAGGUGGAGGCGCUCAAGCACACCAUCAAGCUCCUCACGGUCAUUAAGUGGCAUGGACCAAAAUGCAACAAGUUGAACUCUAAGUUCUGGAAACGUUUACAAUAUGAAAUGCCUUUUAAGAGAAUCGAACCCAUUACACACGAGCAGGCUUUAGAUGUUAGCGAGCAGGGGCCUUUUGGGGAGCUGCAGACUGUCUCGGCCAUUUCCAUGGCUGCGGCCACCUCCACAGCUCUAGCCACUGCCCAUCCAGAUCUCCGUUCCACCUUUCACAACACGUACCACUCACAAAUGCGUCAGAAGCACUACUACCGAAGCUAUGAGUAUGACGUACCUCCUACUGGCACCCUGCCUCUAACCUCCAUAGGAAAUCAGCAUACCUACUGUAACAUCCCUAUGACACUCAUCAACGGGCAGCGGCCACAGACAAAAUCAAGCAGGGAGCAGAAUCCAGAUGAGGCGCACACAAACAGUGCCAUCCUGCCACUGUUGCCAAGGGAGACCAGUAUAUCCAGUGUGAUUUGGUGACAAAAUCGAGGGACACCCUGUCCCUGAGCAUUUGGGUCUGCAGUCCAGUGCCUGGAACUAAAUCCUCGACUGCUGCUGUUAAAAAACAUGCAUUACAAUCUCUAGAACACGAGGAAAAACAGGGUCUUGUACAUAUGUUUUUUGCAAUUUCUUUGUAGCAUCAGUGUCUUCCUGUUUUACCAUGUCUCUUACCAUUACAUUUUUGACUUUGUUUUAUAUGUCAUUGGAAUUUGUAAAUUUACAUUUUUUUAAAGAAGAGACUUAUGUAUAGAUAGAAAACCCUUUUUUGCUUCAUUAGUUUACUUUUAGAAUGGGUUUUUAUUUCCUUUUUCUUGAUUUUCUUUUGCUUUUAACAUUUCCUUGGGGUGCUUGGACAAAUCUAUCCACUGGGACAAGGAGCACCGGAUCCUCUCUUUGGUUCUGCCUAGAAUCAGCAGGGCCACGUGGGCCUUCAGAGUGCAGUGCAACGAACGCCAGGAUUGCCAUUUGUGGGGGAAAAAAAAAAAAGAAGAACACUUGUUUAUAGGAGGGCCCAGCCAAUCAGAGCCCUGAAUCUCUUCCUUGUCCCGCCUCAUUCCCCACCACUAUCUUUCUAAUGGUGGCAUGAUGUGUAAACUCUGAAGAGGGGUGGGGGUGGGCCUAACUGUCUUAACAUUUAAUUCACUGCUCGUCAGAAUACACUCCAGACCCAAAAGUGUGCUAGCCACUUGACUGUGAUCAAAGCCUAGUGCUAAGACGAGAAGAUCAAGGGCAUGAAAAUGGGGGAGAGAGUGUUCUUUCCGUUUGUUAAAUGAGUUGAUGUACCCUUAUAUAAAUAUAUAUAUAUAUAAACACACAACAAAACAAAAUAAACAAAAAAAAACACAAAAAAAUCCACAAAAACAACAAAAAAAAAUCAAACCCUAUAUUUGACCACUUCCUGGAAAGGCAUGAAUGUGUUUGUGGCUGUUUUUGUUUAAUAUUCUACUUCCUCUUUUCCCUCUAUAAUUUUACUGCAAAUGAGAUUAUGUGCAAAUGCCAGGCAAGUUAUCUCAGAAGGGUGAAUCAACACAAGUCUAAUGAAAUUUACAUUGAAGGCUUCCAAACCAAAGGGAAGGACAGGAUGUGUCAUCAAAUAUGUUUUGUCACUUUGUAUUAUACAAAAUGUUAUUUUCUAAAGAGUCAGAACAAAUCUGUGAAACUUACUAUGGGGUCCCUUGUAUUUUAAGUGUGAAUUCACUGUAUUUGCUUUUCACUGCUACAUUCAGAAUCAAGUGUUUGGUUAAAAUUUGUGAAAAUACGCAAAACUUGUUAAUAGCAGAGUGUUUAUAUAAAAACUCAGAAGGUCGAACAUAAGCAUACCAACAGAAAUCAGUACUUCAAAGUGAACAUUAUUUAUAAAAAUAGUUUUAAAAUUAGAAGAGAAGGUGUUUCAAAUAAUUUUACUGUAUAAAGAAUUACUUUUCUUUUAACUGUAUAAUUGUAUCUUUCAGAAACAGAAAGCUGAUGCUCCCAGGAAAUACAUCCCUUACCAUUAACUUUAUGUUUGAAAUCAGUGACAUGAGCAGUUAAUAUAUAUUCAUAUUGAAGAUGAUGCAAAGUUAACCACAAAGGAACUUGCAGUGGGCAUAACUGUUAAAAUAUUACCUAAGUAGCUUUUAGUUAAAAAAUAUCAAUGUGAUUUUUAAAGAAAAAAAAAACACUGAUAAUAGAACUUCUACAUUGCUUUAGUGAUUCAUUGUAGGAACUUCCAUUCCAGUCAUUGUCUGUGGGCUCGUGUAGUGACUAUUGUAUGUUUGGUUUAUUCCUACCACCAAAUAAUGAGUAAACAAUUCUACAGUUUUGGUCACAAUACUAAGGUGUGAGUUGGCCACAAAAAAACAAAAAAACAAAAAAAAAAACACAAAAACACAAAAAAACCUCUAACUUCAAGAGAGUUCACUGGGAGGGAAAAAUGAAUUACAAAUGUAUGAGAGAUGAGUUUUAACAAUUUUGUAACAAUGCAAAGGUCUAAGUAUUUGUGUGACAAAGUAAAGGAGCCUUGGGAUGUGCAUUGAUUUUUAUUUGCUUAAAAAUGUUGAUUUCCCUGACAAUUCACCUGGGUCCUUCUCUGCAAUCUGUUCUUUAUUCCCGUGCUCCCCUUGGACCUGUGUCACUUUUUCACAAACCAGAACUGAAGCUUCAAGGACACAUAAACAUUAAGGUCAGCUUUGCACAAUCAGUUAUUUUCAGAAUUCGAGAAGGCCAUUGUUUACUUUGUUCUAUGGACAUCUGUCAGGGACUGGUGGCACUGAACCUCAUUGGACUGGAUUCCAGAUUCCCACAGUGCUCAGAAAACUGUAAACAUGGCAAUGGCCUGGUUUAUUUCUUUUUUUUUUUAAAUUCCUUAAGUGCACGAUGGAAGUGUGGAAUAAAUGUAGAGGAAGUAAUCAGACCACAGUCAUAUUUUAGGCAUCCAUAGGUGUUAAUUUAGCUGCAUUGGGAAUACAUUAUUUGUUCUAUUUUUAGUGUAGAUUUAAGCACUUUGAAUAGCAUGAUUCAGGGAUUGAUGGGUAAUAUUUGAUAUUCUCACAACUUAAGAAACGUUUUUAGUUUCCUCUAAUGCUUUGUCAUAUUUUAAAGAAAUGAAAUAAAUGGAGAAGCUAUCUGCGGCUUUAGAAACAUCCCUCCCAAGUAUUCCUCUAUCAGCUCCAUGUGAGAAAAAAUGAAGGAAACUAUCAUGUGCUCACGUGCUCUGUGUUUAACAAAGGUUAUGUUAGAAUUCACAAUAAAAAGAGAAAAAUAUUUCCCUAGUGCUUAGGUUUCAUCCUUCUCUCUCUAUCUCUCUCUUUUUCUCUUUCUCUCUCUCUCUACUGGGAAUACAAUUAUUCUAGUUGUAAAACCACAGUUGAAAGCAUGAAAAUGUAGCCACGCUGAGAAGAGGCUUCUGGACUCUGACAUGUGUGAUGUUUAACAUUGUCUGUUUCUCAUCAAUUACGACUGGGCUCCGAGUAACAUGUUUUGGAUUCAUAAAUCCAUCUGGUUCUUUAAUGUAAUCUCCACUAGUUGCCUAUGAGCAUCCUAAUCUUUAUACUGGUGCUCCAAUCUUUGACUAUUUAAUUUGUAAUCUAUUCCUCCAGUCUGCUAUGUGCAGAGAAGAAAUUUGUAUCUCAUGCAGCCAGAUGAUUUAAAGUUAAAUCAAAUCUAAAUUCAAUAUACUGAGUUAAGAGACCUUAGUAUAUUAUAUUUCUAUAUCUAAGUACGUGAUUUCUCAGUCAACAAUUUUGUGUCUAUUAUUUUCUUCAUAGUAUAUAUUUGUAUCCUAUUGAUGAAAUCUUAAUUAUAUAGAUGCUAUUUACCCCCUUCUUUUGCUCUUAAUUAGCAUUCUUGAACAAGAGCAAAUAUUAACUGAGAGCCAAACUCUAAACUCCAAGUUUUAUUUAUCCUAGAAUAGUCAUUAACUGUGAGAGAUAACAUAUAUGUAAAUUAAAACCACCAUUUCUAGGAAGCAUUAAUUCAUAUAUUUUUUAAUUAUUUUUGAUCCUAGAAUUAUAUCCUACUUCUCCAUUUAGAGAAGUAAUUUCAUCUUGUACUUUAUUUCUUUCUUUUAAAAUUUAGCCUGUUUAUAUCAGUCUCAGAAAAAGAGCUACUGGAAUUCAAGAAAGGCCACUGGUAUUGUGUCAUUGAAAUGACAGAACAAAAGUAAGAUGAUACACAGACAUGGAAGAGGAAAACUCCCAGUUGUCUCUUAUCUGCACUUAUUUGGUCGUUAUCCACAUUAAUUUCAUUAUAUAUGAGAAGUGAAAUAUUAUAAAAUAUAUUAGAAAUUCCACCUACCAUUAUAUAGUCCAUAACACUGGAGAUGUUUUAAUAAUACAAACUAUUAUUACAAAGAGUGCCCUAAAAGGAAGGAAGAGCUUACCAAUGGAAGAACCCUUUCUUGACUUAUUACAAACACUUUCCACUUUAUUGUUCUGGGCAAAGAAAGUAAACAAUGUUCAAAUUUUUAUUAUCCUUACCAAUAAAUCUUAAAGUUGGGAUCAAAGGCAACUUAGUCAAUAAAAAGAAUGAAAAUAAUGAAGAGUUGGCAUUUCUAGUAGAAUUGUGGAUGUGUACAAAAAUAUGUUUUCUUGGGUCUUAAUCCCAAAGACAUCGGUCACUUAAGAAACUACUGAUGUCUGGAUUUAGAGUACAAUCUAAGAAACAGACAUUCAAAUCAACCACACAUAGCUAUGGGCAUGUUAAAUAUGCUAUUAUUUACAUUCACUCAUGAAAAUUUAGAGGAUAAUUAUCCUUGUAAUAGAAAUAAGCAAAUCCUCUUCCAAUAUGACUUUACUCUGGGAGACUUGAUCAAUAAUGAGAGAAAAUGUUACAUGAUGACAGGCAUCAUAUUCAUGUCCAGAUGAAGUAGAACAACUAUCAUUACUAUUGUUGUUUAUUCAUUUCUAAUUUAUUUUGUUUGUGAGGAUGUGAAAUCAGGUAAUUUAUAAUAAUAUCUUUUAUCACUAAACUUCUUUAUGAUUUGGAUUUAAUCACGCUUCCUACAACAAAUCUAAGAAUUCAAUCAGUACAAGAGUUGUAAAAAAAAUCAUUUUAAAUGGUUGUCCUAGGAUCCCAGUUUCCCCAUGCCCAAUUUUAAAAUUGGUUAUUUACUUUAUUUUCAGUUAUUGAGUUUUUCAGGGUUUCGGAAUUUAUGAUGAUUUGGGAGCAUUAUGAGGAUUUUAAAGACUAAAUUGAAGAGGUGUUAAUUAUUUAAAGGUUUGCUCUUUACUUGUGAUUGGUAGCAAGGUAAAACUUUGUGCUUUGUUAAUUAUUAAUAUACUGUCACAAGAAGCUGUAAGAUCUGACUAGUUUGAGCCAAAUAUUAUUAAAGAAAAAAAGACGAUGAUGAGAUAAUCCUGAUCCUAAUUUUGUGUGUCUUGUCAUCAUCAAACUUCAUUCACCUGCAUAGAAAAUUCCCAGAACAAAAGGAAGGAAUUCAGCUCUAAUAUUCAGUCAUAUAUCAUUUUUUUCCUUCCAAGCUCAGAAUAUAAAACACCACUCCAUUAAAGAUACAUAAGAUACAUGAAAGCAAAAAUUUUCCUUUCGCCCUUGACUAAAUGUUCCUCUGAAUAGUUUGAGUCCACUGACAAACUUGUGUUUCUGAAUUGUUCAUUAAAGUAACUUAAGGAGCUAUUGUCUUUCUAUCAUGCACUACUUUCAUUGAUGCAUCCUCCAGGGUCCAUGAGUCUGAAAAGUAUUCUCUUUCUAACAAUCACUCUAAACCAUUUCAGUAUAUUCCCUCCACUACUAAGUAAAUAGAAACUGAAGAACUGCACAUGAACUUGAGAAUAUUACAUGUAAUAUUGAUGUUGUGUAAAAUUCAAUCUUCAUAGUCCAGAUAACCUUAAGUUUCAAAGGGCAUGCUGGUCAUUAAAAAAAAAAGAUUUAAUGUAAAAUGACAUAUUACAUAGUGCAUGAACACGUGGCAAAGUAAUUUGGAUCUAUCUUUACCAGUUAAGGAGAGACUAAAUUUGGGGAGAUCAGUUGUGUUUUAAGUUAAUUCUCAACUGGGAUGAAGAUAUAUUUAUGUUAGGAUAUAUGGACAGCUGUUCAUAGUCCUUGAAGCAUAUGAUCCUGGUAAUUAGAAUCCUUAGUGUGUUCUUUCCAACAAAGUAGUGGAGAUAUGUUCAUAGAAUCUGCAAUUGAAUUGUAAAAACUUUAAAAUUUUUGGAGUUUGAGGGAACCCAAAAGGAAAGUGAAAUUAGUAAUUUUCCUCUGCUGGUGUUCAAGUCAAAAUUUAAACUCAGACACUCUCAGAUAUGUUCAACAGUCAGUAAAAAAGUGCAUUUUACAUAGUGUUUACCUUUAGUUUUGCCUAUAAUCUUUGAUUUUGUACAAUCUAGAAUGUAUGUAACUCAUGUGUAGGUAAUGGAGGCGCUUUUUUUCUUAGAAUACUUACAAUUAUAUAUUUGGUUUUGCUUUGACUAGCAAUAGGAAAAUAGACAAAUACAAGUGUAAAAAUGAGAAAUUUUAAACUUGAAAUAUAAUUUGUGUUUUAUAGUCGUUUCAUAAGUCUGUUGCUCUCUAUGAGUAUGCUCUCUAUAUAUCCUGUAAAAAUAAAUUUAUAUGUUAAAUAGAAAUUCAAGAAAUUAAAUUAUUUAUUAAGCUACAAAUGUUUCUUCUGGUUUCUACCUGAUCAUAGAUAAAAUAAAUGGAAAAUGUGUUGUUGGAAUAUAUGUAAGUACCUUCAUUAAUUUGAUAACUUGUACUUUCCCUCUCUAUUUCAUAAGCUUAUAAUUAUUAGAUUUAAUUCCUAGUAGGAGUGUGAAUACAGUGACUUAAGAUAUGGCCAACUGGAUGGACAAAAAGAACAACCUUGCUAAAAAAAGGUUAAUUACCAUCUAUUUAUAUUUUCUUUACUACUGGAUGGCGAAGAAAGUCCAAUCACAAACUCAAUCACCUAAACUUAAAUAUGAUAUUAAUGAUCUUUCAAAUUAAUUUCUGAAUCCCUUAUCAAUUUCAUAAAAUCCUUUGAUAAACAGAAAUGAAAGGAAUUAAAACAUGUGAGUCCUCUUUGCUAUUUUUCUUCCUUACUUCUUAGCCCCCAAGUAUUUUAUUCCUUUCUUUUUAAGGCACUGUUCACAUAAUGACCUUAACAUAAACUCCCCUCAGGAAACAUUUUUAAGUGACCAAGAUCUUUAAUCACCUUAUUUUUCUACUCUGUUUGCACCUACCUGUGGUGUGCAGUUUUUCCUAAUAAGAAAUGUCUUUGGCCUUACUUUUCAUUUUAUGUUAAAAACCAAAAUAUGUUAUUUAUUUAUUUAUUUAUUUGGGGAGAAGGAAAUCAUGAUAAAUCUUUCCAACGCAAGCAUUAAAAAUGAAAACCCAUAAACCUCUUAGAAUUAGUGAUCUGUUUAGGCAGAAUUCCUAUCAGGAUAGUCUAUUAAGAAACACUUAACAAAGAUGAAAUGGACAAAAGUCAUUACUAAAAUGAACAGAAAAUAUUCAUUGAUUAUGUAAUGCUAUUUCAGGCUAUAUUUUAAAAUUAUCAAUACAUUAACUUUUUCACAGUUAUUUCUACCUCAGUAGGGGUUUCCAAUGUGAUAAAAGGGAUCUGCUAAACAACUAAAAUGUUGUAGGGAUUAUUUCCCAGUGAUAAUUCUAAAUUGUAUAUUAAAUUGUGAGUUAUAGGACCCAUUAUUUAAAAAAAAACAAAAGAAACUCUAUAAUUAAUUGAAGAAUAUUUGGGAUGCUUGUACAUCUCUCUUUCACACACAUUUAAAGUCUCAGGAAUUUUCACUUAUAUUAUUGACAAGUGGUUAAAGGGUACUUCUAGAAUAUUUUAAUUAUAUGAUAGACAAUACAUAGCAGAUUGACUUCUACUGAAAAUAGAAUAUAUAAUGAGACAAUAAUUCAGAUAACUGAAAUAGUAACACAAUCAGUAACUUGCUUCUGUGACACUUUUAACAUUUAUAUAUGGCCCAUAAGAAUAAUUCAAAAAAUUCUUUGAUAAGCUUGCAUUUUCCAUACACAAUGAUGCCAAUGUGUGGUUAGGUAUGGGGAUGUAAAAUUCUGAAAGACAAAUUACAUCUAAACUUGACCAAUAGUUUAGACAAUUGUUUAUUCAAAUUAGAUAUUUUUAUUCCAAUGAUUAAAAACCCAUUUGUUUUAGACAGCACAGGGGGAGAUUUGUAUUUGUAUGAUUAUUCAUUUGAUUUUAAGUGUGUUUUAGUAUUUUUUAAACUUAAUUAGUACACUAAUUCAACUUUCUGAAUUAUAUUUCUGUUUCUACUUAUAUGGUAAAUGAUAUAUACUUGCACAAUUUAAAUUAAAAAUAGUCUAAGAUAUAUGGCAAAUGUAAUCUAGUAACUUUGAAUGAUUAUGGAAAAGUAUGAAUGCAAAUUUCUAACUUCUGGAGAGAAAAAAAGAAGAAACAUCUCAAUAAACAAAAAACAUGAAAACUAAAAGUCUACAUAACUGACCAAAAAACACCUAUAAGAUAAUGAAAGUUAAUAGCUGGCUAAAUUAAGCAGUGAAGUAUCUCAGUUCCCUAUUGACCUUGGUAAUAAAGUUUUGUUUAGACUAUUUGAAGCCAAACUGGUCCCCCAUGAAAAUCUUUGCUUGGGUGGUUCAGCAUGCUUUACCUAAAUAAAAUGAGAUACUAAUCGCUAGAUAUUUUAACAUAGGAAUAUAAAUUAUUUUAUAUGUUUGAUUUGUAGCAUGAAAGUAUAGCAAGGGAGCCAGAGCAAUGGCUCAAAGGGCUGGAGCUCCUGGACUAAGCUAAGAAGACUUGGGAUCUAUCUCCGGCACCACACGGUCCCCCAAGCAUCAAAGACAGUGUACCCUGGGUACUGCUACGUAUGCCUCCCCAAAUUAAAAGGGAAUAUCUUGGCACAAGAGAAGUAAUUCUUCCAUACUUUCACUGAGAGGAGCUUAGUAAUAACAAUAGCUCUAAUUCUUACCAAUAUUUAUAAUCACCUGGGAAUGUUUAACAGCCUCAGAGUCCCGUUUAGAUAAAACGAGUCUUAAGUUGAUUUCUGUUGCAACGUAUUUUUUCAAAAAGUCUCCAGGUGACUUUUAAGACAAUCAGAGUUAAAAACUACACAGGCCAAACUGAUGGCUCUUAAAUUUUAGACUUCAGAAUACUAACUGAAUAGCUUGUUAAACAUGGGACCAGAGAGAUGCUACAGGAGUGAAGGCACAUGCCAUGCGCACUGCUAACCGUGGUUCAGUCUCUGGCAGUCAAUAUGGUCCCCUGACUCCCACCAAGAAUGACCCUGAGCUCAGAGCCAGGAGUAGCCCCUGAGAUCAGUCAGAUUAUCUCCAAAACAAACAAAAAUUUAUGCUGAAUUAUAAUGGUAAAACUGUGGGGCCCAUACUCUAUUAUUAACAAGUUCCUUGGCUGAUUCUAAUGUGAAGACCUACAAACCACUCAAAAACAAGAUAUCUUCUAACCUCUUAUGUUACAACUACUGUCUGUCUUUGGGGAAAAAAAUUAGUAUUUUCAGCAGACUAAUGCCACCAUAAAAUGCAUAUUAUUUUUUAAAAACACCCUCCCCAAAUUUGGUCUCAGAACUUAAAAUGAAGAGUCCCUAAAAAUAAAAGCUAACUAUGUAACUCACUGCACUCUGAUUUGAUAAUAUUUCAAAAGAAGGGACAAUGAAAAGUAUUCAAGAAAGCUAAGUUCAACGCUGUCAUAAAAUAUGUGACUUCAGAAAAGUAAGUGCAUCGUUGAAGGAGAAAAAUUAGCUAAUUAAUAGUUAAAGUUGAAAUUAAAAAUACACUCUCCUAAGAGAAUACAACUAUACUGCAACCUAAGUUUCUAUUGAGAAAAAUAGAAAGAAAAACAAAGGAUUAUCAAAGUUUUUGAUGUGAAAUUUAUCAAUAAUAUUAAGGUGGUUGGACUUAUUUAUUUUCCCUCCUGUUAAGAAUCAAUUAAUCUGGGACCUAAGUGGUAGUACAAUGGGUAGGGCAUUUGCCUUGCACUCGACCAACCUGUGUUCGAUCCCCGGCAUCCCAUAUGGUCCUCCAAGCACCGCCAGGAGUAAUUCCUGAGUGCAGAGCCAGGAAUAACCCCUUAGCAUCAUAGCUGGGUGUGACCCAAAAAGCAAAAAAAAAAUCAAUUAAUCAGAGGCCAGGAAUACAGCAUAGAGCCCUUUCCUUGUAUGUGUGUAGUCCUGAAUUCGAUCCCUGCCACCAGAGAAAAGGCAGGAUGGUAAUUUAUCUAUCAAAGAAUAAACUCUAAUGGGACUUUCCCAACUGAUCUCUAACACAAGAAUCACACAGAUAAUUGUUUUACAUUCUAAAACAACUGAACCCAGAAUGUUUAUAAGACUUUGGGAACCCUAUUCUAGCGAAUGACAAAGUAUAAUAUCAUAUUCACACAGUGCCAAGCAUUGGGUAAAUUCCUCCGAGAUGAUAAACGUAUCAUCUUAUAAUCUAUCAACAACACUACAAUGUCCACAUAAUGACAAACUAGUUGCUUCUUUACACCUCAGUCACUUAUUCUGAAAAUACCUUUUUAUCUAUCUUAUUUAUCUUCCAAAUCUAAUACUGAUCUUAUAUGAGGAAUAACUACAGUGAUGGAAUUGCUAACUUUUGCUUCUUGAUUCUUGUGAAAUAAUCAUGUCACAUAUUUUAAAUGUAUAGUUCAAGGACACGGUUCCUAUGAAGAGAAAAUAAUUCUUGUCUAUUUUCUGUCGAGUGGUCAGAUAGAAGAAUUACUAGAAACCUGCUUUAAUUUUUUUCACCCACACCUAGUAACUUCCACAGCACCUGCAUGCUUUUAUUAUCUAGAGUUGGAUAACACCAGAACAUCGCAACAGCGACAUUCAACAGUCGAUUUUUUUGGAAUGAGGUAGAGUUGUUUUUAUUUCUGGAUUUAACUGAAAGAGACACUAUA
Sorex araneus (European shrew) is the source of this 13538-nucleotide messenger RNA. It is a transcript of the gene IL1RAPL1, whose product is annotated as interleukin 1 receptor accessory protein like 1. NCBI's taxonomy places the organism in Eukaryota, Metazoa, Chordata, Mammalia, Eulipotyphla, Soricidae. Gene Ontology annotation, biological process: negative regulation of exocytosis; signal transduction. Bases 1106 to 3196 code for a protein of 696 amino acids. The transcript has 12 exons. The record is from RefSeq and is a predicted model, not a curated record.